CACCUUCAUCGACCAAACAGCCACCGUCGGCGCUCACCGGCUGGAUCUUCCAUCGUCAGAAAUAGUUCUGCGGCAACCCGGCUCGAGUCCUCGAACGCUGGACUUUGUCAUUGACAUGAUCCAAGCAGUUGCCGGCCUAACCUGAUUUUCCGUCAGCUUGAUCUCAAGUCCUUGGCGGGGCGACAGUAGCUGCUCGGAGCUUUCUUCUUGAGUCUCAUCUUUACCAUGCUCGUGCAUUGAACUCCUAAAACUCGCACACUUAAAUCGUUUCAGAACUUCCGUUAAGCCCAUCUGGUUUUUGCAGGGAAAAAAACAAAAUCCCAAUAUAACAUUCUGAGAGACAGAGACAGAGACUUGGGUUCGGCUGUCUGUACGCCGGUCAUCGUUCUCUCUCAUGAAAUCUAGCGUGACUGAACUAGCAACGAGAAUAAGCAGGGCUCUCAUUUCAGCCUCCGACCGCACCGUCCCGUCGCGCACAUGGACGGCCUCGCUCGAGCAGACUCUGCACCGUCUCAACUGCCGCGACUUGCUCACCCCUCAGCUCGUCGCCCAUGUGAUCGACCCUUUCCUGAUCUCUCACCACUCGCUCGCUCUCGGCUUCUUCAACUGGGCCUCUCAGCAACCCAACUUCGCUCACGAUCCUCUCACUUAUCGGUCCAUCCUCAAGUCUCUCUCCGCCUCCGGACGGUUCAAUGCCGUCGAAGCUCUCUUGAAGCGAGUCAGAGCCCGCAAGAUCGGCCUCGACGCUUCGGCCUACGGGCAUGCCAUCGCUUGUUUCGUCAGGAACAAGAGGACCCACGAUGGGUUUUUGGUUUUCAGUGAGAUGGGUUCGUUAAUUGGGGAUGUAGGACCUGACGUGUGUAACUUGCUUUUAGCUGCUCUAGCGUCUGAUGGGUAUAUCGAUAAUGCAAGGAAGGUGUUCGAUGAAUUGAUGCAACGAGGUGUUCGUUUGACCACUCUAGGAUUGGGCGUGUUCUUGUGGAAGUUUUGCGGUAAUGGGGAAUUGUCUGAGGUUUUGAGCGUGUUAGAUGAAGUUAGACGGCGUAAUUUAGGGAUUAACGGGUCAGUUAUUGCUGUCUUGGUAGUUCAUGGUCUUUGUCAAGCUUCAAGGGUAUCGGAGGCUCUCUGGAUGUUGGACGAGCUGAGAAGUAGAAGCUGGAAACCUGAUUUUAUGGCGUAUAGAAUUAUUGCCGAAGCAUUUCGAGAAAUGGGUGAUGUGGUGGAGAAAGAGAGAGUUUUGAAGUUGAAACGGAAGUUAGGAGUAGCUCCGAGGGCGAAUGACUAUAGAGAGUUUUUAUUUACUCUGAUUUCUGAAAGACUAACGAAGGAAGCCACAGAGUUGGGAGAAGUCAUUAUUAGUGGGGACUUCCCACUGGAGGAUGAUAUCCUCAACGCAUUGAUCGGAACAAUCUCAGCUGAUGAUCCUCAAUCAGCGAUCGCCUUCUUUAGGUUCAUGAUUAAGAAGGGAAAGUUCCCGACACUUCUGACAUUGAGCAAUUUGUGUAGAAACUUAUGCAAGCACAACCAAACUGAUGUACUGAUGCAGGUGUAUCAAGUCUUGGAUUCUGGUGGUUAUUUUGCUGAUGCGGAGAGUUACACUGUGAUGGUCUCAUUUUUAUGUAGGGCUGGAAGAGUAAGAGAAGCUUAUGGAAUCCUUCAGGUGAUGAAGAAGAAAGGGUUGGGCCCAGAUGUGUUUGGCUAUAAUUCUGUUCUGGAAGCAUGUUGCCGGGAAGAUCUUAUGCGUCCAGCUAAAAGGCUGUGGGAUGAGAUGUUUUCAAGUGGGUAUUCUGGAGAUUUAAGAACAUAUACUAUCUUGAUCAAGAAGUUCUCUGAAAUAGGGCAAGCUGAAGAGGCAAGGAGGCUGUUUUACCACAUGUUGGAGAAAGGGUUGGAACCGGAUUCCUCAAUCUACAGAUCUCUCAUAGAAGGGCUUUGUCAAGAAGCAAACUUUGAAGCUGCCUUUGAUAUUUUCGAAAAGUGUAUCGAACAGGAUCCAACUCUUGCCAUGAGUGUCCUCAGUGCAUUCGUCCUAGGUCUCUGCAGAAAAGGUGAUUUUGUUACUGCUUCAAAGUUGCUCCAACGUUUCCAUUGUGAUUCGGGCAAUUUAGACUCCCAUGUCACUUUCCUGAAAUACUUGAAUGAUGCAGACAAGGCCAGACUUGCGCUUGAACACAUGAAAUGGAUUAGGGAAAACUCUCCUCUGACGAUGAAUCGUAUUUCAUCGGAACUCGUAUUCCUGCUUUCUUCUGCGCCUGAAUCGGAACCAAUCUUGAACUGGCUUGAAAGAAUGCAAGAGAAGGAAUUGCCUGGCAGUCAAUAAUUCCUCUCCAUAGCUCCUGAUUUAUUCCAGCAUCUCAUAAGUCACAAAGUGACUGGCAAUUUUGCUCCUGAAUUUUUAAGAGUGAAAGUUGGAGUUAGUACUUUCUGCACUUUCUUUAAACUGUGCAUAUGGUACUAUAACAAUUUCUAGGGGUAGCCAAUCUGUGUUACCUUCUAGAUGGAAUAGCUCUGAGAGCAAGCAAUUGAGACAUUAGUUACAUGGUAACUGAUGCAACUUUAAAAUGCUCUCUGCUUGUUUCGCCCAUUUAAAGU
Molecule: messenger RNA, 2592 nt
Organism: Rhodamnia argentea
Lineage: Eukaryota; Viridiplantae; Streptophyta; Magnoliopsida; Myrtales; Myrtaceae
Product: pentatricopeptide repeat-containing protein At5g14080
Exons: 3
Coding region: 395-2320 (641 amino acids)
Molecular function (GO): protein binding
Source: RefSeq, a predicted model, not a curated record